UCAAUACUGACUGUGAGUUCUCCUCCAGGUGCCCAGAUUAUCGAUUUAAUGAUGCUUGUGAUAGAUGUGACAAAAGGGAUGCAGACACAGUCAGCAGAGUGCUUGGUAAUUGGGCAGAUUGCCUGCCAGAAGAUGGUGGUAGUUCUGAACAAAAUAGAUCUCCUUCCAGAGGGGAAGAGACAGAGUGCCAUUGAGAAGAUGACUAAGAAAAUGCAGAAGACCUUGGAAAAUACCAAAUUCUCUGGGUGUCCCAUUGUUGCUGUCGCAGCAAAGCCUGGUGGACCGGAAGCCCCGGAGUCUGAGAAUCCACUGGGUGUUUCUGAAUUAAUUGAGGUCUUGAAGUCUCAGGCUUACCUGCCAUCAAGAGACCCCUCAGGACACUUCCUUAUGGCAGUUGACCACUGUUUCUCUAUCAAGGGUCAAGGCACAGUGAUGACAGGGACUAUUCUUUCUGGCUCUGUUAGCCUUGGUGACAAUGUGGAGAUUCCUGCCCUGAAGGUGACAAAGAGGGUCAAGUCCAUGCAGAUGUUCCAUACUCCUGUGACUUAUGCAAUGCAGGGUGACAGAGUAGGUGUCUGCGUGACCCAGUUUGAUCCCAAACUGCUGGAACGAGGCCUGAUUUGCACCCCAGAUUCACUUCACACCAUCCACGCUGCCAUAAUUUCCUUGAAGAAAAUUCAGUAUUUUCGAGGAGCUCUUCAGACUAAAGCCAAGUUCCACAUCACAGUUGGUCAUGAAACAGUUAUGGGAAGAGUGAUGUUUUUCAGUCCAGCCCCUGCUAACUUCCAUGAAGAAAUUCAAGAAAAUGUUUUUGAUUUUGAAAAGGAUUAUCUUUAUCAGGAGGAAUAUUUGUCCAAGGACUCAGUUUCUUCAGAGGAGAACAAAGAAAAUGACCACUCAGGAGAAGUCCAGCUCCCAAAACAACAGUGGGCUUUGCUGGAGUUUGAAAAACCGGUCACUUGUCCUAAACUGUGCCUUGUGAUCGGCUCUAAGCUGGAUACAGAUAUUCAUGCCAAUACCUGCAGGCUGGCAUUCCAUGGGGUACUGCUCCAAGGCAUGGAAGACAAAAACUACACAGAGACUUUCCUUCCAAAGCUGAAAGUGUACAAACAGAAGCACAAAGAAGGACAAGUGGAAAGGGUGAUGGAUGAUUACAGUGUGAUUGGUCGUUCAUUGUUUAAAAAGGAAACAAACAUCCAAAUUUUUGUGGGUCUGAAAGUGAAACUGUCUACAGGAGAAGAUGGAAUAAUAGAUGGUGGUUUUGGACAAAGUGGUAAAUUUAAAAUCCGCAUUCCAGAUGGGCUGAAGCCAGAUACCAAGACACUGCUAACUGCUGCCUCCAAGAAGAAAUCUAAGGGAGGGAAGGGGGAUGUGACCAAAGAGGAUGAAAGCAGCAAGAAUGAUUCAGCCCAACCUGUUACUAUCUCUCUUAUCUUUAAAAGAUAUGUUUUUGACACACAGAAGAAAAUGAUUCAAUCCUGAGGAAGCAAGAGAGGCCUCUGAUUACACCUCAGAGUCCAGACCCUGAAAUGCAUUGAGUUGGAAUGUGUUUCCUGUCCAAACACAUUAGACCUGUUACUUCCUCACAAACAGAACCUGGAAGCUUGUGCUGACUGUGCCCCCUUCCAAAAUCUCUGCAAUCUCAUAUUGUUCUGUUCAAAUUUGCUUAUUUUGUCAUCUCUGUGAUGUGCAUCUUUAUGGCAUCUCAGAAUUUCACCUGCCAGAUGAACACACUUGGGUGUACAUUCUAAUUGCACUGUUUUCCUGGGUAAUUGUGUUUAAGUUUCUCUUGAUUUAGAAGGUUGCCACCAAUAUUAAUCUAAAUCAAGUCAAUAUGUGAAUUUCAUAUGACCCACAAAGUGAAGCUGAUUAUUCUAGGCUUACUUCCUUGAGCAAAGUGGGAGACAGAAAGCACGCUAUUUAAUAGGUGAAACCUAAAAUGGAUGUUUCACAUUCCUUCAGUUGGAACUUUGUAAGAUGCUAUCUGAGAGAUGGUAUGGAUGUUUUUUAUAAAUAUGAUUUGUAUCUAGAAAUGUUUUUCACAUUAAACAUAAUGAUCUGUGCAGCUGA
This is a messenger RNA of Cyanistes caeruleus (blue tit), 2070 nucleotides long. The record is from RefSeq and is a predicted model, not a curated record. Lineage: Eukaryota; Metazoa; Chordata; Aves; Passeriformes; Paridae.